GCGGGAGGGAGGAGAGGGAGCCAGUGGUGGCCCGGCUCGCGCCUACUCGGGCCCAGCGGCGGGCGGACAGCAUGCCGAGCCUCCUCAUCUGGAUCCUCACUCUCUCCGACACUUUCUCUCAAGGGCUUUAGGAUGCCUCUGGAGAGCUAUAGCACAUGUCUAAUGAACUGCCAAUCAAGCCUGCUCCCCAAGAAGCCCAGGUUUCUGAAUCAGAAGAUGUGGGCUCCACGCUUAGCCAUUGCUUAUCUUAUCUCUGUGACUUUGGUUUUGGCUUUACCUGGGACCCAGACUCGCUUCAGUCAGGAGCCAGCUGAUCAGACUGUGGUGGCUGGACAGCGGGCUGUGCUGCCGUGUGUGCUCCUCAACUACUCUGGGAUUGUACAAUGGACCAAGGACGGGCUGGCUCUUGGCAUGGGCCAGGGUCUCAAAGCCUGGCCACGGUACCGGGUCGUGGGCUCUGCGGACGCUGGUCAAUACAACUUGGAGAUCACAGAUGCCGAACUCUCUGACGAUGCUUCCUAUGAGUGCCAGGCCACAGAGGCUGCACUGCGCUCCCGGCGGGCCAAACUCACCGUGCUCAUUCCCCCAGAGGACACAAGGAUUGAUGGCGGCCCUGUGAUUCUGCUGCAAGCAGGCACCCCCCACAACCUCACAUGCCGAGCCUUUAAUGCCAAGCCUGCUGCCAACAUCAUUUGGUUCCGUGAUGGGACACAACAGGAGGGGGCUGUGGCUACCACGGAACUACUGAAGGAUGGGAAAAGGGAGACCACAAUCAGCCAGCUGCUCAUUCACCCCACAGACCUGGACAUCGGUCGCGUGUUCACCUGCCGCAGCAUGAAUGAGGCCAUCCCCAAUGGCAAGGAGACAUCCAUUGAGCUCGAUGUACACCAUCCUCCUACAGUGACUCUGUCCAUUGAACCCCAGACAGUGCAGGAAGGCGAGCGAGUCAUCUUUACAUGCCAGGCCACAGCCAACCCUGAGAUCCUGGGCUACAGGUGGGCCAAAGGGGGGUUCUUGAUUGAAGAUGCCCAUGAGAGUCGUUAUGAGACAAAUGUUGAUUAUUCCUUCUUCACGGAGCCUGUGUCUUGUGAGGUCCACAACAGAGUGGGGAGCACCAACGUCAGCACUUUGGUGAAUGUUCACUUUGCCCCCCGGAUUGUAGUUGACCCAAAGCCCACAACCACAGACAUUGGCUCUGAUGUGACCCUCACCUGUGUCUGGGUUGGGAACCCCCCACUCACCCUCACCUGGACCAAGAAGGACUCAAACAUGGUCCUGAGUAACAGCAAUCAGCUGUUGCUGAAGUCAGUGACCCAGGCAGAUGCUGGCACCUAUACCUGUCGGGCCAUUGUGCCUCGAAUCGGAGUGGCUGAGCGAGAGGUACCACUUUACGUAAAUGGACCCCCUAUUAUCUCCAGCGAGGCAGUGCAGUUUGCUGUGAGAGGUGACGGUGGCAAGGUGGAGUGCUUCAUUGGGAGUACCCCACCUCCGGAUCGAAUUGCUUGGGCAUGGAAGGAGAACUUCCUAGAGGUGGGGACCCUGGAGCGCUACACUGUGGAGAGGACUAACUCAGGAAGUGGUGUGCUGUCCACGCUCACCAUCAACAAUGUCAUGGAGGCUGACUUCCAGACCCACUACAACUGUACUGCUUGGAACAGCUUUGGACCAGGCACUGCCAUCAUCCAGCUGGAAGAAAGAGAGGUGUUACCUGUGGGCAUCAUUGCUGGGACCACCAUUGGUGUGGGCAUCCUGGUCAUCUUCUUCUUUGUCGCCUUACUGUUCUUCCUCUACCGACGUCGCAAAGGCAGUCGAAAGGAUGUGACCUUGAGGAAGCUAGACAUCAAGGUAGAGACGGUGAAUCGGGAGCCACUCACAAUGCAUUCUGACCGGGAAGACGAUGCUGCCAGCAUUUCCACAGCAACUCGGGUCAUGAAGGCCAUCUACUCGUCCUUUAAGGAUGAUGUGGAUCUGAAGCAGGACCUGCGCUGUGACACCAUUGAUACACGGGAAGAAUAUGAGAUGAAGGAUCCUACCAAUGGUUAUUACAAUGUGCGUGCCCACGAAGAUCGCCCGUCCUCCAGGGCGGUGCUGUAUGCGGACUACCGUGCCCCUGGCCCUACACGUUUUGAUGGCCGCCCGUCAUCUCGCCUCUCCCACUCCAGUGGCUAUGCCCAACUCAAUACGUAUAGCCGGGCCCCUGCCUCUGACUAUGGCACAGAGCCCUCACCCUCUGGCCCUUCCGCUCCAGGUGGCACGGAUACAACCAGCCAGCUGUCCUACGAGAACUAUGAGAAAUUCAACUCCCAUCCUUUCCCCGGGGCAGCCGGGUAUCCUACCUACCGUCUAGGCUACCCCCAGGCCCCACCCUCUGGCCUGGAGAGGACCCCCUAUGAAGCAUAUGACCCUAUUGGCAAGUAUGCCACAGCCACUCGAUUCUCCUACAGCUCUCAGCACUCAGACUAUGGCCAGCGAUUUCAGCAGCGCAUGCAAACGCAUGUGUAGAGGCUGGAGUCUGGCUGGGGUAUCUCUGCGGGGCAGAGGAGAAGGCUUCCCAGUUCUUCCCUGACAUUCAGGGACAUUGCUCAUUGCUCCUUUCUUGGACCUAGCCUUCCUCCUCCUGCUGUCACAAGUAAGGAGCAGGUCUCCCAGGAACACCCCAUUCUAAGGACGGGGCUCUGGGCAUGCCCCAGUCUCCCAGGCCUGCUGAGCUCUUUUUCAGGAGGAUGUCUCUACUGACCUUGAUUCAUACCUGACCCAAGCAUGGGCACGGGGAAGU
Messenger RNA from Chionomys nivalis (European snow vole), 2776 nucleotides. It is a transcript of the gene Kirrel1, whose product is annotated as kirre like nephrin family adhesion molecule 1. The transcript has 16 exons. The record is from RefSeq and is a predicted model, not a curated record. Gene Ontology annotation, molecular function: cell adhesion molecule binding. NCBI's taxonomy places the organism in Eukaryota, Metazoa, Chordata, Mammalia, Rodentia, Cricetidae. Gene Ontology annotation, biological process: cell-cell adhesion. Gene Ontology annotation, cellular component: cell-cell junction. The coding region runs from base 133 to 2502 and encodes 789 amino acids.